UGGGGUAAUGCCUGAUGCCACUGCUCUGCCUGACACAGGGAAUUCUGCCACGGUCGAUUCGGAUGAGUCCCCCAACACCCCAGAAGUCUCUGAUGGUUCCUCUGCAACACUGGAGUUUCUGUAUGAAUUGCAAUAUCAAUCAGAUGAAAUUAGAUCUCAGCUUGAAUCUUUGGUUGGUAUGCAGCUGGUUGAAAAAGAAUGGGAUACGGAAUCCAGAAUUGUAACACUGAUCUUUAAUGUAGUGUUUGUACCUAACAAACCAAUGAGGAAUGAGGCAACUGUGGUAAUUCAGUGUACUGCAGGAGGCCUUUGGAAGUUUCCAUUGGUGUUCAUUGCCACGGAGCCAGAAGUGGAUGAUGUGAUCAACAUCGAAGCAGUUGGCCUGAAUAAGGAAUCCAUAGUUGGCUUUAAGCUCACAAGCCAGACAAGGUACCCAGAGCCGUUCACCGCGCACUUCCUGGCGGGCAGCGAUCCCGAUUUCCUCGUGAUGCCGCAAGCUGGAGAGCUCCUCCCAGCAGGCACCGUGGGAACCCAUAUAACAGUGGGAUACAAGCCAAGGAUGUAUGGCAGGAGGCACACAGCCACGCUGGUCAUCGAG
Poecile atricapillus (Black-capped chickadee) is the source of this 598-nucleotide messenger RNA. RefSeq names its product cilia- and flagella-associated protein 47-like. The record is from RefSeq and is a predicted model, not a curated record. The annotation marks the transcript as partial. The transcript is spliced from 4 exons. NCBI's taxonomy places the organism in Eukaryota, Metazoa, Chordata, Aves, Passeriformes, Paridae.